Molecule: messenger RNA, 794 nt
Organism: Ceratosolen solmsi marchali
Lineage: Eukaryota; Metazoa; Arthropoda; Insecta; Hymenoptera; Agaonidae
Exons: 1
Coding region: 209-535 (108 amino acids)
Source: RefSeq, a predicted model, not a curated record
UAUACUAUUAUAUUAAGUCGUUUUUUUUUAUCUGGAAUACUCAAAAUAAAGUGAUAUGUACAUAUAGACUUAUAAAACAAGAAACAAAGCCUUUGAAAGCAUUGAAGCCAAGGGUUAAGUGCAUUAUUCUAAUAGUAUAUUUCAGUUGAAUUGUUGACAUUGUGAAAAAUAUAUUGAAUUGUUUUUUUAUAAGAUACGCAAAAGUAGAAUGGCAACAUUUUUGAACAAUAAUAAUGAUGCCACUAUUAAUAUUCAAAGUUCUGAAGUAGUUUUAGAGAGUACCAGCACUGCAGCCAGCACUGCUGUAUUAUUGGGUAGUGAAGUCAGUACGAAUAGUCUUGAGUUGGCUCCACAGCAACAGCAGCAGACCAUAGACAUGUCAUCUGAAGUGACUACUGCUGGGAAAAUCGUCUCAGGUAACCUCAAAAUCAACUUGCCCACUCUAUUCUCAAUGCCUGAAGCGGCAAUUCGGUACAUGCGUACGUAUGUCGGCAUUGGUACAGGAACAAUACACGCGGCCUACGUAAGCGUUUGAUCCGAAAUAUACAAAUAUAUAUCUUUUUCAUAUAUGCAUGUGUGCAGUAUUAUUUUGACUGGUUCUUUGCGUCACCAGUAAUGCUUAUAUAUUGCCGAACUGUUACUAUUGCUGCGUGCGUUCGACUGAAUUUCGUUUACUAAAAAAUGUGAUGUUUUAUUUAACAAGUUACAUUAUUUACCUCUUUCCCCUUCUCAUUAUACUUUAUCUUUAACUUACUUGAUAAUAUAGUCUACAUUUUUUAUUCUUUCUCGAUUUG